AUGGGCCGUAUCUGGAUUAUCUGCAUCAUUGUCUUUGGGGCGUAUCUAGUUACACGCAAGAUCGGCCAAGUCGUCGAUGUCGUAUCCGGUCUGAGAAGAGGAUUGGGGUCGUUCGUCAAAGCAGAAGAUGUCGAUCACUGCGUCAUCUGUGGUAACGUCAAGUGGGAAUAUCUUAAGUCGUUCGUACAGGAGUUUUACGGUGAUGGCAGAAAUGCCACGAAGAAACUUGUCGUGAUAUGCGACAAUCCCAAUUGGACUGAAGAAACAUGGAACAAGUUCUUCACUGCGCAUCCGCCGUUUAGGAAUCACGUCACUUAUCUCGAGGGGUCAUGCGUCUCCCGUGAUGAUCUUGACCGCGCUCAGGUAGAUGAUGCGAAGGCUGUCUUUGUUCUCAACAACCAGCACAAUCCGGACCCUUACGCAGAAGACUCGGAAACUCUAAAGCGAAUUCUCACAAUCCGCUCAUACGCACCCAACCUCCCGAUAUAUUCGAUGUGCGCCCUAAGGGAUUCAAUGCUACAAAUAACAUAUGCUCUGGAACAUGUGAGUGAAUCUGAGGCAGAAGAAGGGCUGUCAAGGAGAGGCUCAUUGUCAGCGGGCUUGAGCACAAUCGCUCAAGAAGGUAGACGAUCCCAAAAUGAUAUUCUGGAUGAUGGAGCUCUCCGGGUCGGUUCCAGUCUGGGUCGCACACUUGCGUAUGGAGACUACGAGGAAGACGACGAUGAUGAUAGCGGGGACGACGAUGGGUUAUUUGUGCCAAACUACGACGGGUCCUCCGAUUUGAAGUCAGAGGCCAUUUGUAUGCAGGAAGUCGAGAUGUCUCUAUUGGCGGAAAACGUCUUCUGCAAUGGACUCUCCACCCUUCUCGCAAAUCUUAUUCUUCGUGUCAAUCCUCAAACUAAGGAAUCAGACCAGCCAUGGUCGAUCGAAUAUAAGAUAGGAUCUGAAUGCCGUUUCGAAUACGUCAAACUACCCAUGGCCCUCCAUGACAAGAAGUUUGCCGAUAUUGCCAUGAUCAUGUACGAUUUCGGGGUUCUUCUCAUCGCAACAAAGCGCUUCAUGGACAAGAAGUGGAGAGCGAUUACUCCAGACACAACUAUCCAUCUGAGCACUAUCGGCUUGAUCAUCACCUUUCACUCAGCCACUUUUCUGGAUCGUAUCAUGCAACACAUCGCUAAACUUGUGAGCGAGCUUUACAACGACGAUGAAAUCAACGAGGCAAACUCUCAAGAUGUUCCUUCAAUCGAAGAGGAAUUUUCGGACGAAGGCGUUUCUAGGCACAAUUUGGCUGGGGAUCUUCUAACGGGGGAUGCGUCCCUUGCGUAUGAAUCCCCAAAUGACAACUUUGACACAACACUUCCUCAGGUGCGAUCUGCUGAGGUGUCGUGGAGCGCAACUAGAAUCUUAGAGGGACCUGCGGAAUCCUCAUCGAACGAGCCCUUUAGCGAUCCUAGAUCGUUGCCUGAAUCAUCCAUGCCAUCCAGCCCAUUGGGCCGACGGCAAACACAAGAUCAAGCCAAGCCGCUGAUUUUUACCAGGACUACGCUUCCCGAUGUCAGUGUCGCAAGUGAGGGAACUGCAGUAGGUGAGGGUGUUAACGUCGAAAGAACAUUGCCAAAGCCGGCCUCCAGCUCAAGGGGUCCAAGGCUGAAUGUUCCUGGAAUUGAAGAAUCUUUGCGGCAAAUGGAAAGAUUGGAAGAGAAGGAAGACUCGAGCGGCUCUAGCGAAAAUCCGAACAUUGCAUCUGCGAGCACUGCGUCGAAGGCACCAGCCGGCCAGACUGGGCUUUCCAAUUUGCCAUCCGAUGCCGUUGGUGGAGAAAGAUGUCACCCCACUGAAGUAGACCAGCUGCUGGACUCUGAAGAAACUCCAAGAACUGCGAAGCGCACGUCUUUCCGUUCUACCCCAAAACGGGCAACAACCAAAAUGAAACAACACGUCUCAUUCAAUGCCGGAGAGCCGGCAAAGCAAAGGCGAAGAAGACCGAAAUUCAUCAUGGAGAACGCUGACAAGGACCAACAGUUAGUCUUUUUCGGCAACGACGAACUGCCAGUUGUCUUGAAAGGCCAUAUUAUUGUCUGUGCCAUCGGGCAAAUGGCCAUGAUGAAUCUAAAGCUGUUUCUUGAUCGAGUAUGGAUUGCUCGUGGCCCUUUCUCAAGAAAUACACCAGUUGUGGCAAUAUGCCCGCGAAUUACGGAUGAAGACGAAGCCGAUUUGGCUGGCUAUGAAUCCGGACAAUUGUUUCUAAUCCAAGGUAAUUCGCUCAGCGUGAAAACGUUGAAACGCGCCCAAUUUCAGAAAGCGAAGGCUAUCAUUAUACUUGCUUGUGAAGACAAAAACGAUAUUGACGAUAUGGAUGCCAAGGCUAUUUUCACCAUCAUGACACUUGACUAUUUACUCGGGGAGCGCUCUGAGACAUUUGUCUGCACCAUGUUGGAUGCUGAAGAGUCAAUGCAGCUUUUAAGAGCACCUGGCAAUCCUCGUCGGCGUGGAGCCAAUCUUGCACAGGACUCUGAACCGUACCUAGACUACGCUCUGUCGCCAGCCAAUGUGCGUUCCGGGUUUUCUCGCUUGCGAAGCUCUCAGUCAAAUAGUUUUCGCUACCGAGGGCUAAGCCUCAGCCGGUUCGACUCAAAACGUUCCAUAGAGGGUCGGACUCUUAGCUUUGGAGCUAUGAGCAUGGCGGGGAAUCUCCCGAGAUCGAUGUCAUUUGUUGGCUACCGGAGUCGCACAUACACAAACCGGAAAAGAGCAAUUGAGAGAAGCCUAGGGAUUAAAGACCCGAACCAAUACGCAACAGGGAGAAGACCCACGUUGCAUUCACAUGGUACAUACGGGCACGUGGUCAAUGACGAUGAAGACAUCAUGAACAACGCCUCCAUGGGUGGCACUUCAGCGCUCAAUUUCCUCCUCAACCCAUCCACUAUCACAAUGGGUGGUGUAGGCCCGCAAUUCAGCCUAGCAGACACCAUCAUGGGGAGAGGACGCGGAGUGCAAGGAGUUGUGAUGAACCGAGCCAGAGACGAAUCCUUUGAAAAGCAGCGAUACGCGUCCGGUGAGAUGAUGAUUUCGUCGACAUAUAUGUCUCUUCUCAUUCGCGAGUAUGCUAUGCCUGGGCUCAUGGCUGUAGUGCGCAAAAUCUUCGGAGCCGGUAUCGGAAGCAAUGCGAAGUCAAAACGGUGUUGGAUCCGAACCGUGCGAAUCCCGCAGAAGUGGAUAGAGGCAGGCGAAGGAGGGCACCGAAUUUAUCGAGAAGUGGUCGAAGCGCUGCUUGAACACAGUGCGGUCGCGGUUGGCCUGUAUCGAUCUGGAGAUGUCAUGGUGCGUGUACAGCUUGAAGUGGAUCAAGAGCGUCACUCGGACAGGGGCUCUGUAAAUCCUUUGGACAGUGAGAGCUUCGACAACGACAUGACUUCAACAACGCCUGCUGACGAGUUCGACUCUGCCAACAUGUCUGAUGUGGGCAGUCCUGGCCUCGAGCUUGGAGGUGAUUCAGUACCGCCGUUGAGAUCGAGCCGUUCUUUUGAGCGUACUGCGAUCCUUCAAAACCUGCCGUCUUACGGAGCAAUUCGAGAUCCAUCGCAAAGUCCAUCCCCCUACAAUAAUUUCCCCGCAGAUUCUGGUGAAGAGACAGAAAAUACACCGGCGCGAGUGACGAUUCCUCCCUCAAUGAUGUUCGAUAUGGCUGAAGACGUGCGAGCGGCACAACAAAGCUCCGAUAGCGGCUUGUCAGAACGAGAUCUUUACAAAUCGUAUACAUGUCCGUCAUCUGGGAGGACGGCUUUAUUUAAGGAGGUGCCAGGUGGAGAGAACGUGUUGCCAUAUGUAUACACGAAUCCAGAAGCAUACACUCUAGUCUCAGAGCACGACGCUGUGUAUGUGCUCGUCUCACCGCAAGUAUCCAUUCCUGAGGAUUGGACAUCAAGCAAGCAAGCGCAAAAGUAGCGAUGUCUACGGUUAAGGUUUGUUGCAAUAACGCAGUUGGGAGAAAAACUAAGAACAGGUCACUGGUGUGUGGUAAGGUGGGUGUGGUUGAAGGUGAGUGUAGAGCAUUUCGGACUUUGUAGUGAGUUUGCCUCAAGUCUUGAAAAUUGCGACUUUGUAUAAAGAUGCCCACGCAUCACGAUGGCGGCCU
This is a messenger RNA of Chondrus crispus (carragheen), 4135 nucleotides long. RefSeq lists its product as hypothetical. Gene Ontology annotation, cellular component: membrane. The coding region runs from base 1 to 3945 and encodes 1314 amino acids. The record is from RefSeq and is a predicted model, not a curated record. NCBI's taxonomy places the organism in Eukaryota, Rhodophyta, Florideophyceae, Gigartinales, Gigartinaceae. The transcript has 2 exons. Gene Ontology annotation, biological process: potassium ion transport.